AUGGAAGGAUCGACAUCCACGCAAACUGCCAAACGAGAUGUUUUUCAUGCAUAUUGCACUGUAAUGCCUGAUGGUAAAAAAUUGAAGUGUAACUUUUGUGAAAAGGAAAUAUCUUCUGGUAUUUCACGCAUAAAAUUGCAUUUAGCACAACAAAGAGAUACAGUUGCCCGGUGCAUGCAUGUGCCGCCUGAAGUGAAAAAUCUUGCUAAAGUUGCACUGGAAGAAAAGAGAAAAGAAAAAAGGCAAAGAAGAGAAGAAUCUGAUAACGAAGAUUCAGAACAAGUGUAUCAUAAUGAGCCAUGGAACCCUGUGUGUGGUAUAGAUGAAGAAGAACCAGAUUUUCAUGCAGAAGAAGAACAAGUACCAGUCACACAAAAGAAAAAGACUGGGUUUUUAAAAAACCUUUUUGGAAGAAAAAAUAAGAAUAUUCAUGACGGACAGGAUGAUGUCGGUCCGAGAAAUAUUGUUCAAUUAGUAACAGAUCAAGGAUCUCAAUUCAAAGUUGCAGGUAAGAGAUUGGCAUCAGAAUAUGACACAUUUUUCUGGUUUCCUUGUGCUGCUCACGUAUUGGACUUGAUGUUGGAAGAUAUGGAAAAAUUCCCCUUUGUUAAAGAUGUGAUCGGAGAAGCAAGACAAAUUAGCAAAUUUAUUUACAAUCAUGGUUGGGUUCUUGCUAGAUUUCGACAACAUUCAGCAGGACGCAAUCUAUUGUGCCCUUGCUUAACAAGGUUUUCAACGAAUUUUAUUGCAAUCAAAAGCAUCAUUGAUCAACGUAAUGCUAUCGAGAGCCUAUUUCUGGAGAAGGUAUUUCUGAAAUCGGAAGAGGCAAAAACUAAACAAGCUAGACAAGUGAAGAAUAUUAUUUCAAAUGAGAUGUUCUGGACGACGUGUCAAAAUGCAUGCAUAAUGGUUGGUCCUUUAUUGAAAAUGAUUCGUUUCUUGGACUCAGACAAACCCACCAUGGGCUAUUUGUUCCAUGCACUUGCUACAUGUGUGAAAACUAUACAAAUGGAUUUAGGAUCAAAUCGAAAUGCUUCUAUCGUGGGUGUAAUAAAGAAACGAUGGAAAAGUCAGUUGAGUUCUCCUCUUCAUGAUGCAUCGUAUUUUCUCAAUCCUUAUUACAUCUUUAACCCAGCAACUAAUCUCAUCAAUAAUGAAAUUUCUGAGCCGCAAAUUUGUCUUACUGAAGUUAUAUCAAAAAUGGAAGGAAGAAUGCAAAUGAUGCGAGGUCAAUUUGCAUCACCAUUAGCACAUAUUGCAGCUCAACAUGGUGAUCCUUACAAUUUGAAGUUGGAGCAACAAAGAAUUAAAGGUAAAGCAAGGAGACAUAACAUUGAUGUUCACGACGUUCAUAGUCUACUGAGGGAUGACAAUAUGCUUGACUGGAUAGCGGGGGAAGAUGAAACAUCGGUUUUACCUCAAGAAGAACAGUGGUUAAAUAUGCUGGAAGAGAAGUCCGUUAAUAAUUCAGAGCAUGUCCCUCUACCAUACAACUGA
Papaver somniferum (opium poppy) is the source of this 1497-nucleotide messenger RNA. RefSeq lists its product as uncharacterized. Bases 1 to 1497 code for a protein of 498 amino acids. Lineage: Eukaryota; Viridiplantae; Streptophyta; Magnoliopsida; Ranunculales; Papaveraceae. The transcript has 5 exons. The record is from RefSeq and is a predicted model, not a curated record.